Molecule: messenger RNA, 2600 nt
Organism: Pundamilia nyererei
Lineage: Eukaryota; Metazoa; Chordata; Actinopteri; Cichliformes; Cichlidae
Exons: 6
Coding region: 123-1187 (354 amino acids)
Biological process (GO): regulation of cytokine production; T cell receptor signaling pathway
Cellular component (GO): external side of plasma membrane
Molecular function (GO): signaling receptor binding
Source: RefSeq, a predicted model, not a curated record
UGGCCCAGAUUCGCUUCCGGUGUAAGUAGAAGAACUACUUUUAGUUGUGCGUCAGCGGAGAGACGGAGCGCGAUGUGGCCGCGGGGUUAUUUCAGAGAGAUUAAAGGCGAUCAGCUGGAUUCAUGAUGAAGAUGAAGAUGCGUGCGCUGUUUGUGAUCCUCGCUCUCGCGUCCCAGCAUGCAUCAGGGGUGGAGGUGUUUGAGGGGGAGGAGUCUGUCCUGCUGCCCUGUAACAUGAAUGUUUCUAAGGAUCAUGCGAUUGUGUGGAAACGCGAAGAUCUGUCUUCUCCGAUCGUUCACGCCGUCGUGGAGGGAAAAGAUGAUCUUAUCAACCAAAACAAGCGUUACUCCAACCGAACAUCAAUGCUCGCCGACGCCCUGCAGACUGGAGACCUCAUCAACCAAAACAAGCGUUACUCCCACCGAACAUCAAUGUUCGGCCUGCAGACCAGAGACCUCAGCCUCACUCUGAGGAAGCCCACGUUCACCGACAGUGGGAACUACACCUGUGUCACCCGCAGCCAUGGAGCGGACCAGCAGAGGACUGACGUCCAGCUGAAGGUCAAAGAACGUCCUGUCUGGCACAAAGUCCUCCCCGCUGUCCUGGUUCCUGUGGUUCUCCUCGGUGCUGUCAUUAUUUUCCUCCUGUAUCGCGUGACACAAAGAGAGAAGCUCAUGACAGUGGGUCAGCUGACACCACUGGAGGUGACGGAGGGGGCGCCGUCUGUCCUGCUGCCCUACACACACACAUGCUGCCUGGGUGAGGUCGUCAAAGUGGAGUGGUUCUUUGUGACGCAUGAAAACAAGAAGGUGUGCGUGUUUGAGAACGGUCAGAUCAAACGUGACCAACAGCACACAGAUUACAGAGAGCGCGCCGAGAUGGAGUCAUUCCCACCCAAGGAGGAGAAGACCGACCAGCUGAAUCGGCCUGAAGUUGACCUCAGCCUGACCCUGAGGAACCCCGUCUGUGCAGAUGGAGGAGUUUACCUCUGCAUCCUCCACGACAAGGCUGUGAACACCAUGAAACUCAAGCUAGUGCCGCUCCUGGUCAAAGAGCCCCUGAUGACGACCGUUAGAGCUUCAGUCGGGAGACGCAACAAGGCGGCCAAGCGCUUGCCUUCAUUUUGUGUGUCUAAAGAAAAGAAGAACGUUGCAGAAUCUCAUCCACUGAACAGUCAGCCAGUCUGAUGCGAUGAAGCUGGAGAUGAUGAAGAGGAGGCUGCCGUCAGCUCGUCCUUCUCCAUGGAUGUGAAACAGGAAGCUCAGUGUAACAGCUGAAGCUGACUCUCAUGUAUGAACUAACGAUGGAGCGUUGUCCUCUCAGUUUCUUCUUCAUUGAUCACAUGACCCAUCCGCUCUUUUACUUUUACCUGCGUCUGCAUGUUAGUGGAUCAGCAUCAUGCAUGUUCACGCGACCCUCUGUGAGCUUCACACUGAGCAUCAUCAUCAUCCCACUGUCAGAGAGGACCAAUCAGAGCUCAGCUCCUGGCUGUGUCUGCAGACUGACCUCAGAUCAGCACAAAGCUGUGUAACACGUCCUCAGAGGUCAGCUGGAUCUGCUCAGUGUGACGCUCUCAGAGGAACUUCACUCACACAUCCACCUGAGCUCACAGGGAGGGUGGAUGUGUUCACCUGUGCUGCAGUGGUUUUAAAUAAAGCUUCUUUAGACUGUGUGUGUCUCCAAACCCAGCAUCCUUCUCAGAGGGAUCCCUCUGGGAAAAGGUCAAAUACAUAUUAUGAGAGAUGCAAGUGGAGGGCGCUCACACACACACACACACACACACACACACACACACACACACACACACACACACACACACACACACAGUGACCGCUCUACCUGCAAUAUAUGAUGAGACUUAUUUAGACUAAUGUUGGGCAACUAUUGCUAUUGCGUGCAAAAUGAAAGCGUGGCUGUACACUUCUACUGCAUAAUGACACGUAAAAAGCUCUAUUCAGCAUGUGGUUUACCCACCUGAGCCCUUCAGCUGGGUUUCACUAAAACCUCUUCCUUCCCAAACGAUUUUCCAAAAUAAAAGACCAAUUACAUAUGCAACAAAACAAACAGCUCAUGUGUAACACUCUGCAGUGUCAUUGUUUUUCAUUUAAACGCAAAAAUAAAAACUUUGUCGUUCAGACUCUGAAUGUGUAUUUUUGUGUGAGCAACCAUUUACUCUCCUGGGGCCACGCCGCACAUAGCGAGACGUCACUGCUGACAAAGCGUCUCAGCCCGCCCUCACAAACUGGACUAUCAUGAAGUGGCACUCUGGAUUUUUAUUGGUGGAUGACACGUCAAUCAAAGGCAGAUGUACCUUUGCUGCACAGCUGAGAAACUCCUACCUAGUUUGUGAUUGGACUUCUUUGAUGAAGCCACGCCUUUUGCCCGAGAAAUGCAAUGAUAACCUCUGGAAAAGACCAGAAAUCAUCAUUUUAAGCAACGAAAUAGCAUUUUUUCCAGCAGAAUAACAGCAGAUAAAGAAGCACUGGACUUUACACGAUCUGAAGCUCCUCGUAAAGUGUCUUUACGUUAACAUUAUCAAGGGUAAGUCGAUGAAAAUGGAUGGUCUGAAUUAUGAGGAAAAGAGUUACGCAUUUUAAUAA